AUGAAAGCCCUAAACAUGGGGGCGGUUCUUUUGGCGCUUUAUAGGUCCUUCUUCGUUUUGCUGACCUACGCCCUAAUUCUGCAGUCCAUGUACCUCUGCCCCAAGUUCAUCUCAACUUUUGCAACGAAAGCGCGGGUGUCCUCGUACGCCUCCUUCUGGUUCUGCGCACUUAUGACUUUGUGGUGCCACGUCAAAUGCCUCAUCAAAAACACGGGGGUGUUAACAGGGGAGCCCAGCAAGACAGGGGAAGGAAUCGACGAACGGAAGGGUCACGAUGACAUGUGCGCGAAGUGUAACCUCUUAAAGGAAAAGAGGUCUCACCACUGCUCUGUUUGCAACCGCUGCAUCAUUAAAAUGGAUCACCACUGCAUUUGGAUAAAUGGCUGCGUCGGACAGCACAACCAGAAAUUUUUUAUCCUCCUCAAUUUCUACACCCUACUCAUGUGCACCAAUUGCGCCUUCAUCGUUAUGUACAAAAUGAUCUCGUGUAUUCAGACGAACCCAAGAUUGAACACCGACGGGAUGUGCAUACUCAGCAGAACAGACAUCUUCCUCAUCCUGGUGAACACCUUCGGCUCCCUCCUGUUCGGGGUGUUCUCGUUGGUCAUGUUGGUCGACCAGUACGUCGCGGUUAGGACGAACACGACAGGGAUAGAGUACCUGAAGAACCAACGCGGAGAAAUGAGGCCCUUCCGAGAGUCACUCGUGGACGUGUUUGGCCAGCCAUUCUGCUGCCUCUGGUACAGCGACGAUUAA
Plasmodium vivax (malaria parasite P. vivax) is the source of this 756-nucleotide messenger RNA. Its product is annotated as DHHC zinc finger domain containing protein. Gene Ontology annotation, molecular function: protein-cysteine S-palmitoyltransferase activity. The record is from RefSeq and is a predicted model, not a curated record. Gene Ontology annotation, cellular component: Golgi apparatus; endoplasmic reticulum. Gene Ontology annotation, biological process: peptidyl-L-cysteine S-palmitoylation; protein targeting to membrane. The transcript is spliced from 9 exons. The coding region runs from base 1 to 756 and encodes 251 amino acids. Lineage: Eukaryota; Apicomplexa; Aconoidasida; Haemosporida; Plasmodiidae.